AUGCAUCUGCCUUACCCAGCAAUUCAGUCUCCUUCGAAUCAUGGACAGAGUUUGACACCUGCUCGUUUUAGGUCAACAUGGAGCUUGAACAAGAAGACGGCUUCUUCCGAUCGAUCCAUCUCCCGCUACCAAGUUUCCCUCCAAUAUCUAGAUACCAGGGCCGACAAUCUCGAUACUAAUAACCAUGCUGAGGAACCUCUCCUGUCAUUUGAAGUUGUUGGUAAAAAUCCCAUAUUGGUUUGCAGUGGAGACGGAGAAGGAAAGAGGAUUUAUAGAAAGGCGGAGAAAGGAGUGCUGAAAGCAGGCGAUCGCAUUUCAUUAUCAAUAAAAAACCCUAAUUUCUUCUUUGUUAGGAGGAGGGAAGGAAGAAAGGGUGAGGUGGAGAGCAGUGUAUUGGAUGCAUUGGCGAGGCGAGAGAGAAGGACGCAGCUGCGGAGGAAGGAGGAAGAGGAAAGGGAGAAGUUGGAGGAAGUCGGAGGGAAAAAUGAGAUGGUUUGGGAAGAUUCAGGCUUAGAGAUUGGUUCUUUGGAUAUCUCAAAGAUUGAUCCAGUGAAAGAGUUUGGAUUCUUGGUGAGGGGUCAUGAGUUUGAUCACUAUCCGAGGCGCAAAAUUCGCCCUUUCACGCGGUGGAGUUGGUUUCUUGAGGACCCUCGGUGUGUGACCGAUGAAGACGAUGAUGAGGAUGCUUUAAGAACCAGUUUGAAGGUUAAGCAUCGGAAAAAAAAGAAAGGAGGUGAUGAAAAUGAUGAAGACUGGGCUGAAGAGAAUGAGGAUUUGAGCAUUUUUGCUGCAAAACAUGGAAGUUCUAAGAGGCCAAGCUACUCUACUAGAUCAAAAGAACCAAAGAAACCACACACUAAUAUUCGGGAUGGUAACAAGUCUCUGAAGAAAGGAUUCAAAGAUGAACAGGAAGAACUUGUUAAUGAAGAUGAUGAAACUCUAGGAGGUUUUAUUGUUAGUGAUGAUGAUAUAGAAGACGAAGAAGAAGGAGAAGUGUUAGGAGAAGAAACGGAGGAAGAGGAAGAAAUUAAUGAUGAGGAACCAGAUUUUGACUAACUAAUGCGGUGAUUUUUGUCUAGCAGUGCCGAGUAAGUCGUAUUUUAUAAAUAUUUUGCACCUAGUAUUUUGAUCUUUUGCACAACGUUAUCAAAACUCAAAGUGCAAAUCGAUGCACAAGUUUUUAUUUUUGCUUCAAAGCGCAAAGCACAAAGCAAAGCAGCGCUUUUGUA
Messenger RNA from Phalaenopsis equestris, 1229 nucleotides. RefSeq lists its product as uncharacterized. Lineage: Eukaryota; Viridiplantae; Streptophyta; Magnoliopsida; Asparagales; Orchidaceae. The transcript has 3 exons. The coding region runs from base 1 to 1056 and encodes 351 amino acids. The record is from RefSeq and is a predicted model, not a curated record.